Molecule: messenger RNA, 645 nt
Organism: Cydia amplana
Lineage: Eukaryota; Metazoa; Arthropoda; Insecta; Lepidoptera; Tortricidae
Exons: 3
Coding region: 153-617 (154 amino acids)
Source: RefSeq, a predicted model, not a curated record
AACAGCUGAUGUUUUCAGCUUUCGUAACAAUUGUAAUAUUUAAUGAUAUUAAUCUCUGUUUUGCAAACUAAUAAUGGUUUUAGCUCAACACCAUAUACUACAGAGGUUUUACAAUAAAACAAGUAUUUCAAGUUACUAAUCUCUAAGAAAAAAUGUCAUUGAACACAGCAAAACAAUUUCUUAAGAAAAAACUAGCAGCCUUGCAAGUUUUACGGAUAUUUAAACAAAAACCAGGCGCUUCUGAAGUUCUUACGGCGUAUCUGAUGCAGUGUAAUGAGCCCCCUUGGACAUCUUACUUUGUAAAGUACAGUAGUGUAAAGGAUGACCAGUUUGGCAUGUCCAACUUCAACUGGAGAGUGGGCAAGUCCAACUAUCAGAUACUACGGACCGGCUGCUACCCAUACAUCAAGUACCACUGCUCCCGGAGGCAUGUAGAGGACCUCACUGCCUCUGACAAGUUUAUGAGAAUUAUAAAAGUUGUCAAUUUCGGCAUUCCAUGCCUCCUGUACGGCCUAGCAGCAACACAGCUCAUCCACCAUACUGAAAUAGUCCACACAUCAAAGGGCCCCGUUACGAUAUACUUCCUGCUGCCAGAACACAAAGGCUCCUUCCACUAACAAGUAAUACUCAUAUUAUUGUAGAUUU